Molecule: messenger RNA, 1702 nt
Organism: Prunus avium (sweet cherry)
Lineage: Eukaryota; Viridiplantae; Streptophyta; Magnoliopsida; Rosales; Rosaceae
Source: RefSeq, a predicted model, not a curated record
UUGGAAAAGUCUUUGAUGAUCAUAUGCGUACGUCCCCACUUGUGCUAUAGAAUUCCAAUCAGAGAUCCACACACCCCCACACAUAACAUAUCUUUAACUCUCCCUAUGUAUAUAUAUAUAUACAUGUAUCAUGAACAUGUAUAUAAUAACCCAAGCAUCAAACAAACACCUUGAUACAAUUACCAUGAUGAAACCAAUUCUCAGCACUCAUCUAUACUUUUCCUUGUUUCUGCACAUGAUCGUUGUCACCAUAUUCGUUGCCGGCGAUUCUCCACCUAUCUACAAUGCAGUCGAAGAUAUCACCGUCAAUUGUGGCUAUUCCGGCCACAUAUUCAAUGCUUAUGAUCAGCGAAAUUGGACUAGAGAUAUCAACUCAAAAUUUUCACCCUCUGAACACCAAGCAAUUGGCAACACAUCCAUAUUAAAAAAAGCACCUCAUUUGUACACCGUCCAACAAGUGCCUUACACCACAACGAGGCUUUCUCACUCUGAAUUUACCUACAGAUUUUUUAACCUCACAGCCGGCCAAAAGUUCGUCCGUCUGUAUUUCUACCCAGCUUCAUACCCCGACUUUGAUCCCUCCAAAGCCCUUUUCUCUGUCAAAGCCGGUGGGUUUACCCUUCUCCACGACUUCAAUGCGUCAGUCACUGCCGCUGCUUCUGGGCCGGAGGAGACGGUAUACAGAGAAUUUUGUAUGAACAUUGAGGAAGAAGAAGAACAGAGUCUAAGCAUCACGUUCACUCCAAGCAGAGCAAUCCCAGAUGCCUACGCAUUUAUUAACGGAAUUGAAAUUGUAUCAAUGCCCAUCAAUCUUUACUACACUGCACCAGAAAGCGCUGAUGGAAUUAUAUAUAUCGGCAAAGAAAAUACGAUUCGCCUAGAAAACAGCUCUGCUCUGGAGAUGGUGUACCGAAUCAACGUGGGUGGAAGCACAGCCCCUUUUUAUGAAGACACCGGCAUGUACCGCAAUUGGUAUGAUUAUACAUACGAGAAAUGGUACCUGGAGGAGUUAAGUUUAAGGUGGAGUGUUUUGCCACAAAAUGUUAGCAUCCAACUCAACUGGGAUUCAAGUCAAAUACCAGAGUACUCUGCUCCAAAACAAGUUUACCAGACGGCCAGGUCAAUGGGCAACAACAUCACCAGGAACCAGCGCUACAACCUCACCUGGCAAUUUCCUGUUGAUCCGAACUUUAGUUACCUGGUUAGGCUUCAUUUCUGUGAGUUCGAAUCCGAAAUUACCAAACCCAGAACUCGACAGUUUCAAAUUUACAUAGCGAAUAUAAAAGCUGAAUUAAUGGACGUAAUCAGUUGGAGUCGUGGAAAUGGAAUUCCAAUGUACAAAGACUACUUGGUGUUCAUGCCUGCAGGAAGCGAGAAGAAAGUCAAUCUCUCCAUCACACUGCAAGCAAUUCCAAUACUUUGGAUGAGUAGAACAUCGGAUGCAAUCUUGAAUGGGCUUGAAAUCUUCAAAGUGAAUGAUACAAUGGGAAAUCUCGCUGGUCCCAACCCAAAUCCACCUCCUACGACCCCGCAUACGGCGAUGCAAUCGAGAACAAGAGACCCCAAGUCAAAGAGACACAACGUAAUUAUGGCCACUCAACCCGCAAAGCGACCAACAAAACCAAGUGCCCAGGAUCAUCCUUACCGUCCGCUUUGUGUCACUGCUUUUUCCUGGCGGAGAUCAAAGCCGCCACCCGAAACU